Molecule: messenger RNA, 2286 nt
Organism: Thermothielavioides terrestris NRRL 8126
Lineage: Eukaryota; Fungi; Ascomycota; Sordariomycetes; Sordariales; Chaetomiaceae
Exons: 3
Coding region: 144-2036 (630 amino acids)
Biological process (GO): SRP-dependent cotranslational protein targeting to membrane
Cellular component (GO): signal recognition particle, endoplasmic reticulum targeting
Molecular function (GO): 7S RNA binding; endoplasmic reticulum signal sequence receptor activity; signal recognition particle binding
Source: RefSeq, a predicted model, not a curated record
GGGGAGAGUUGUGAAUUGCACCAAAAACCGAUCGCCCCACCUGGGAACAAGCCGCACAGGGUGGCCGUCCGGGUCUCAAGCAGCGAAGCACACGACAAGACAGCGCCAGGGCCAGGACGUGCUGCUUCCGCCGCCUAGCUGCAAUGGACAUUACUAGGUUUGUCGUCGGCUUGCGGGAGAAGGCGCUGCUGUACGGGGACUACUCGACGUACUGGUCGCAGCUGUCGGGCAAGCUGCUCAACAGCCGCAAGAAACUCAACAUUGCGACCAAGAACCGCGGCAAAUUUAAUCCCAAGGCCCCCGUCACGCCCGAGCAGAUCGCCGAGAACCACGAAUAUGUCUACCUGCAGCUGCUGACCGCCGAGCGGGCGUGGGCCCAUGCCAUGUCCAUCAAGGCGUCUCGCUCGGCCGACACGAAGGGAGUGACGAGCAAGGCUCGCUCACACAUCGUCUCCAGGCUGGACAAGGGCGCGCGUACCGCCGAGAGGCUGGCCGAGGCGCUGUCGUCCAGCGCAAGCGGCGCCUCCUCCACCGACAUCCUCGACGCCCGUGCCUAUGCCGCCCUGCUGAGGGGCGCCGCCCUGUUCGAGAAGCAGAGCUGGGAGCCGUGUUUGAAGAGUUAUGCCGUGUGCCGCAUCAUAUACAGCGCCCUGGCCACUUCGGCCAAGGGCGACGCCUUCAGGGACCUCCUCUCCGAGACCAUCGACCCUUCCAUCCGCUACGCCGCUUACCAGGCCAAGAUCCCCCGGACGCUGCCCAUCGCCACCAUCGCGCGCAGAGCCUUUGACCAGGCCGACCCGGAGCUUGCCGAUCGCAUCAGACAGCUCAAUCCCUCCGUUCUGGAGCACGGCGAUCCCGAUGCGCGCAAGGGAGCCGAGGGCGCUCCGACUACGCUGACAUGGCGAGGAAGAGAGGUCAAGAUCGAGGAUGCCGCCAUCGCCAUUGCAUGGGGUGCAGUAGGCACGUCAAGGGCUCAGCUCGCCGAGAAGCUGGCCUCGUCUGGCAACUUGCGUCCCAAGGAUAUGGCCGGGGCCUACGACGAAAUCCUGAAUGCCAGCCAGGACGCCGUCGAUGCGACCAAGCAGGCCAUUGACGAACUCAGAAGUGAAGGGGUUACGCAUGGUGAUCCGCGCAUGCAGAGUCUGCUGAUCACGCGGACAGCGGUGAACUACGAGAUGAUUAGCUGGCGCAUUGGCCGGAACAGGGUGUUGAUGGGCGAGAACGACGGCAUGGAGCUGGAAUUUGGGCAAACGUCGAGACGAAAGAAGAAGCAGGCGGACGAACCGUCGACGGACAGAAGCAAAGAUGAGGCGCCCGGCCGCCAGAUCGCGAGGCUAAAAGAGAAGGUUGUGCUGUACGACGGCAUCCUGCAGAGUCUCGAGUCCAUCAAGGAGCUUCCCGGCGUGGCGAACGACCAGGAUCUGUCUCAACGGUUGGAGGCCGCCUCGCUGUACUUCACUGCGCUGAAGUCUCUCGCCAUCGCCCGAUCCCACGCCAUUGCCGGAAAUGCUGUCAACUCGCUCGCCCUCAUCAAGCACGCACUCGACCAGUGCAAAGCCGCCAUUCCCGUCCUCUCCAGCAACGACGGAGACGACGACGAUGACGAGUUCACGCCGCGCAACAUCCAAGUCACCAAACGCGACAUCCACCGCCUGCAUGAGACCCUCACCGGCGAGCUGCACCGCGGCCGCGCCCUGGUCGAGCUCUUCAACCAGCACAACAAACCAGCCCACUCCCCCUCCCCCUCCCCCUCCUCAUCCUCCUCCAAGCCCCUAUCCAGCCGUCUGUCGGACUACCCCGUGGGCGGCGUCGACCUCCAGAACAUCGUCGUCUACCCGCCGCGCCUGGAACCCAUCCCCGUGAAACCGCUGUUCCUGGACGUCGCGUGGAACUACAUCGAGUACCCCGACCUGAGGGCGCAGGCGGCCUCUGCGAGGGAUGCGGCGGCUGCCAAGCCCCAGGAGAAGGCUCCUGCGGCUGCCGCUGCGGAACCCGCGAAGCCACAGAAGAGGAGCUGGUUCGGGUUCGGGAGGUAGAGUCAGUUCAGGGCCCCCAUACACGUGAAUCAAGUGUAUAGAAUUAUAUACCUGAGCUAGGGCGGCGGUGUAGAACGGGGUGGGUUACACAAAAUAAAGAGCCUUGAGCAGUUGUUUGAUGCCUGUCCCUGACCGACUCCUCUGCCACGGUGCAUUUACUUCGUCCCCGUUCCUUUCUGGAGAGGUCAAAUUCGUUCUUGAUGAGACGACGGGUGGCCGGCCUGUCAGCAUCCUGUCGUGAUAUGGGGCG